AUGGAAGUAAAGCUGUGGGCGACUCGAGUCGAGCUUGCCCUGUGCUUUGAGCUGGGCGAGGAUGCUGCGGCCCCCGCGCCGUCUCUCGCUGGCCCUCCCGCAGCCGCCGUGGCUGGAGACUCGCAGUACCUUGUGUGGUCCUUGGUCCGGCCUUCAGAGGCUGCCCACGGGGCUGAGCAGAUAGGGAAGAUCACAGCAUGGCCCGGCUUCCCGCUGCUCCGUGUGCACAUUCCCCGCCGGAAUACCCUGCGUGGAAACGCCGCUUUGCCCAGCUGCUACCCCCCAGCAGCAGGAGCCGGAGCAAGUGACUCACGGCCACGAGGGGACAACGUGGCCCGGCCGGCGCACGGCGCCGCGCGGGCAGAGCCCGUCACGGUGCUCUUCCAGGUCUUGGGCUUUGAAGUUGAUACAGUGAACUCUGUCCAGUUUUCAAACCACACAGGCUAUGCCCACUGGAAGGGCCAGGUGCUAAAUUCAGAUGAACUCCAUGAGCUGUAUGAAGGACUCAAGCUGAACAAUGUCAACCAGUACGACUACGUGCUCACAGGGUAUACAAGGGACACAUCGUUUCUUGCAAUGGUGGUGGAUAUUGUCCAGGAGUUGAAGCAGCAGAACUCUAACCUAGUGUAUGUGUGUGAUCCAGUGAUGGGUGACAAAUGGAAAGGAGAAGGUUCUAUGUAUGUGCCAAAGGAUCUUCUCCCUGUCUACAGAGACAAAGUUGUUCCUGUUGCUGAUAUAAUUACUCCUAAUCAGUUUGAGGCCGAGUUACUCACUGGUAGAAAGAUUCACACAGAAAAAGAAGCUUUAGAGGUAAUGGAUAUGCUGCAUGCCAUGGGACCAGAGACUGUGGUGAUCACAAGCUCAGAUCUACAGGGUCCUUUAGGAAACGACUACCUAAUUGCACUGGGAAGCCACAGGAAAACUAAAGCAGAUGGCACCAAGGUGACACAGAGAAUUCGAGUGGAGUCUCCAAAAGUGGAUGCUGACUUUGUUGGAACAGGAGACUUAUUUGCAGCUAUGCUUUUGGCAUGGACGCACAAGCAUCCAAACAAUUUGAAGGUGGCGUGUGAAAAGACUGUGUCAGCCAUGCAGCAUGUUCUGCAAAGGACCAUUACGAGUGCAAAAGCACAAGCUGGAGGAAACAAACCAAACUCAGCCCAGCUGGAAUUGAGAAUGGUCCAAAGCAAAAAGGACAUAGAAAACCCAGACAUCAUAGUGAAAGCUGCUGUGUUAUAAAGGCUGUAUGUCUCCAAUAACGCACAAUGUAUCAAUGUCCUCAUUUCUUUCCUGUAAAUUGUAAUAUUUGCCUUAGAUCUGUGACAAAAACCUGAUUUUCAUGAAAUAGUGCCCAGCAUAAGCAGAUAUCCACUCUCAAAUAUAUGUGCUGGCCUUGUUGAGUUUUAAAAACAAAACAGAGUUGGUGUGCAUUAAAGCAUAUUCCCAGGUAUCAAAAUGGCUGUCAAAUUCACUUAGUCUGUGUAUUACCCUGGGCAAGAAAAUACAAUGUUCCUGCCUUGCCAAAGACUUUAGAUGUGAAUUUGCUAAUAGAAUGUUUGACUGACUGGAGAAUAUAUUUCAAGAUGGCAUCUAGUGCCAAUGGAGGUGGCGAUGUGCUCCUGUUUCCUGGAGAUAUCUGGUUACUUACUCUGGUAUUCAGUAUCUCAGGCACUAUGAAACUAAGCAGGGUUAAAACUACACACAAAGUUCUGGUUGUGUGUAAGGAGUACUUUCGAGAUGCUUAGCAUUUAAGCGCUCUGAAGUGACCUUGAGGUGUCAUUCAUGUUGCUGAUAACUGCUCCUGUUUCUUGUUUGUGAACAGUUACAUAGCUUUAGUUCUUACAGGUACUUGCUGCUUAUUUCUAAUGUCCACAGGUACCCACCUCACGUUUCUCCUGAAAGUCUGCUCCAGAAACUUCUUCAUUAAUAAGGUAGAAGAUCGUAGUCCUACCUCUGAGGCCAGGUUUGCUUCUUUGUUCAGCUUUUAAGUGAAGGCAGAUGUUCUUCAAGGACAAAAGAUAAAGCAGCUCCUGCUCUGAA
This is a messenger RNA of Tinamus guttatus (white-throated tinamou), 2037 nucleotides long. The record is from RefSeq and is a predicted model, not a curated record. Lineage: Eukaryota; Metazoa; Chordata; Aves; Tinamiformes; Tinamidae.